CCUCCUCACCAUUACACACUCCUCUUUCUCCCCCCAGCCUCUUCCUCCAUCGCCUCCGGAGCCUGGAUCCCCAGAAAGCGGGGUCACCCCCCUGACUGCCCUCCCCCAACAUGCCCCAUCCAGCCAGGAGAAGAUCCCAGUGCCUGUAGGACUUGCAGGACACAGUGUGUGUGUGUGAAGGACUUGUGGAGGAAGGGAUCGGAAUAGGAGGAGGAGGAGGAGGGAUCGGAGGAGUUGUAGGGAUUGAAGGACAAGGCUGACUUGGAGAUCAGAAAGGAAAACAGAUCGUCAGGAAAGGACAGUGAGAGAGAUCAGCCCACCAUGGAUGAGCAAGGCAGGCUACUCCAGGCCAGGGGGGUCGGCAUUCCAGGGCUCCCAAUUCAUGGGGGGCCCCUCACCCCCCACCCCAUGCAUGACAACUCCUCAGACAAUGGGGAGCCCAGGAAACAAGACAUUGGUGAUAUUUUACAGCAGAUCAUGACCAUUACAGACCAGAGCCUGGAUGAAGCUCAAGCAAAGAAGCACGCCUUAAACUGCCACAGGAUGAAACCAGCCCUCUUCAGUGUACUCUGUGAGAUUAAAGAGAAGACAGGGCUUAGUAUUCGAAACUCUCAGGAGGAGGAACCUGUGGACCCUCAGUUGAUGCGUUUGGACAACAUGCUGCUUGCGGAAGGUGUGGCGGGCCCAGAGAAGGGUGGAGGAUCGGCUGCAGCAGCCGCGGCCGCUGCAGCCUCUGGCGGUGUCUCGCCAGAUAACUCCAUAGAACACUCGGACUACAGGAACAAGCUGUCCCAAAUCCGACAGAUUUAUCAUGCAGAGCUGGAGAAGUAUGAACAGACUCAGGCAUGCAACGAAUUUACCACACACGUCAUGAACUUGCUGAGGGAACAGAGCCGAACCCGACCCAUCUCCCCAAAGGAGAUUGAAAGGAUGGUGGGGAUCAUUCACCGAAAGUUCAGUUCGAUCCAGAUGCAGCUUAAGCAAAGCACGUGUGAAGCCGUUAUGAUCCUUCGGUCAAGGUUUUUGGAUGCACGGCGAAAGCGAAGAAACUUCAGUAAACAGGCAACAGAAGUGUUGAAUGAAUACUUUUAUUCACACCUAAGUAACCCUUACCCUAGCGAAGAGGCUAAAGAGGAGCUUGCAAAGAAAUGCGGCAUCACUGUGUCACAGGUGUCCAAUUGGUUUGGGAAUAAAAGAAUUCGGUACAAGAAAAACAUUGGAAAAUUCCAAGAGGAAGCAAAUAUUUAUGCAGUGAAGACCGCAGUCAGCGCAUCCCAGGGAGGUCACAGCGGAGCCAACUCUCCUACCACCCCAACCUCUGCAGGUUCUGGUGGCUCAUUCAACCUGUCUGGAUCUAAUGACAUGUUCAUGGCGAUGCAGGGCUUAAACGGGGAUGCUUAUCCCCCUUCACAGGUGGAGUCCUUGCGUCACACGAUGGGUCCUGGUUACAAUGACAGUUUAUCAGCAAAUCAGAUAUACAGCCCUCGGGAGAUCCGGGCCAACGGAGGAUGGCAAGAGGCUGUGACUCCCUCUUCUGUCACUUCACCAACAGAAGGACCAGGCAGUGUACAUUCUGACACCUCUAACUGAGCACUCUCCUCCUCUCUGGGUUUCUCCUCUCUCACCCCUCCGGCAAGCUCGGUCUCUCCUUGAACUGAUCUUGGGUCAGCAUAGGACAAGAAAGUGUUGGGAUUUUCCCCCUUCACUUCUGGUUAAACCCAUGCUUCCUCUUACCUCUCUCUUCACGUGAGCCUCAAUACUAUGAAACUGAUCCAAGACAACAAUGACUUUAAAACCUUAAGCGAUUACAUUCUGUAAAUGGAGUGCCGAUACAGGAGAGACAACCUAAAAAAAAAAACCCUUGUCUUGGCACUUGUACCCAAAGAGUAACUACACAUCCUUUUGGCUGUUCUAAAAGAAACCUGACAAUUCGGAGUAACUUAAGAUGGUCACUCUAGAAAAGGACAUUUGCAGGUAUCCAGAAGAAAAGGGGAAAUUCAAAGGUUUCCCAACCUGUUUUCCAAAAACGUCCUCCACUUCUACUGUCAAGUGGAGUAUUAUGAAUGUAUCACAUCAUCCACUGUACCAGGGUGACGGUGACAAAGAUUAACACAAACAUCAGUUUGAGAACAUAAAGUUGAACAUGAAACCCAAAUACAGAGUAAACGGGAGAGAGGAGUCGCCGACGGAGGAGAAAUUAAGAGUGGAUUAUUGAAUAAAAAUAAAACAGGUUACAUAAGGUGGCGAUCCUGAGAGGCAAAAAGGAUGACAUUUGAGAUUGAGGGAAGGAGAAGGGGUGUGGAGAAGCAAGAAAGUGGAAUGGAUACUGGAGUAAAAAUAACAGAGAAAAGCAACACAGAGGAAGAAAGACAGACUUUAAAUCUCCUCGCUCCUUCCCUCCAGAGUCUACCCAAAAUCCUUUGAGGCUCUGCCAAUCAAAGAACAGCGUUAUUACCUCAUAGCGGCUCACAUAACCAAUAGAGAAGACUUUUUUCUUUUUUUUUUUUUUCUGAGUUUUCUUUAUGUUCACACGUUCGCAAGUUUGACUACCUCCGAAGGGAAAAUAAAAUUAUAUAUAUAUCUUUCACUUCUGCACGGGGGGUGGCAGUAAGGUGUGUGAGAAUUUUUGUCUCCCCCGAGCCUCUGUCCCUAUCCCCCUUUAUUAUUUUCUUUUUUUUUGGGAUGCUGGGUUACAAAUACAGUUGAUACUAGGAACUUUGUGUUUAUGACAGGGUUGGGUGGGGGCUUUAUUUUUCAUAAUGCUGUUGGAGAUAAAGUUACAGAACUGGAGAGGGGGUCAAUGUGUGCGGAUAUCCUUGUUGAUUGAUACAUUAUUACAUAAGUGAGAAAAAUUGUGUGAAUGAAUGGUUGAAGAAUGCUUGUAUAUUUUUUAUUAAUGUUCUCCUUAUACACAUCUGACUACAUCCAUUGUCUAGAGCGUACUACAGAAAUGUUGUAUUUGAGGUUGUCUACUCAACACUUCUUCUUUUUUAUUUUACAUUUGGGUGGUCAAUCAUUGACAGAUAUUUGUAGACCCUGGCUGGAAAAUUUCUACAAGUUACGAGCGCGAGCUACCUGCUUAUUGUGGAUCUCCCUCUUGUUGCUGUUUUGGGAUAUAAGCCUUGAAUCUUCCAAGGACACAUUGGGUGGUUCAACCCCUUUCAGUGUCUCCCCAGAUUAGUAAUAUUAUUUUGCUUUUAGGCCUUUGCUUGAAUAAGCUGGUAUAAUUUUAGAAACACUACAUAUGUAAAACUAGAUGACAGAACCUCUUUCUUUAGACCAGGGAUCCUCAAACUACGGCCCAAACUACGACCAAACUAUACACCCCAUGAUGGGAAUUGUAGUUCCUGAACAACUGGAGGGCCGUAGUUUGAAGAUCCCUGCUUUAGACCUGCUACAUGUGCGGUUUAAUAGGGAACAUUUGUCACCCAUUCCUGGUGGGUACCUCCAAUUCUAAGUUGGAUAUAGUGUGAUAAGACUAACAAUUCGGCACACAGUUUGGUUUGCACUCUGGCACACCCAAAAAACUUGCCUGGAAUAUAUGGGCUGUGCCUAAUGCUGUAGACCUUUUUGUAAAAUGUUACUCCCCUGGGAGCACCCCAUCCACAAGGGGAGCUUAGGUACAUCUGGUGCACAAAAAAGUGGCGCUGAGGUUUUUUAUCGGGUAAUAACGAUCUGUUUAUUACCACUUAGCUGAGGUUCACUAAUGGCUAGAUAUACAUUCUACUGUCCAUAGGUAUAGCUGUGGAUGUCACAUGACUUAUUAUAUCUUCUCCCCUACUGGAUCACGCCAUACACUAAAAUUUGCAUCAAUGAUCCCACGUGCUGGGGGACCUUCAGCUGAUGCGAAAUACUCUUCAUAGGUUCAGAACAGUCCUAUUUGUUUCCGAUACACUACCUGAUUCUUGCAAAUGAUGCUGGUUGUUGCCUAGCGAGAUGAGGAUAGUCAAAGAAAGUCUAUGUAGUUCUGAAUCCUACAUAGCACAGGUAGAUAAAGUGGCUAUUUACCUACAACUCAUAGUCGGGUCUUUUGAGGCUCUUCGAAAGCUGAGAUUCACUAAAACAUAAAUACACGUUCUAUUGUUAACAGAUUCACCUAUGUAUAGGUUACUGUUUGUGGUCUGUGUGCAUCCAUGUUAAAUUUGCUUGAUAAUCCAGUUCAACCAAAUGACAAACUACCUAUAGACUUAUCUGACAAAAAGUGCAGGGAAUAAAAUGCAGAGUACAAUAAGCCAACCAAUCAGAAUUUGCUUUUUCCACGCUAGCACAGCACAAGAUGGACUCUGAUUUGGCUGCCAUGGUUACUUUAUUAUGCUCAUUGCACCUUUAUACUGAAUAAUGUCCUGCAGGGCCAUAUCUAAUAAAGGGACUUGUUAUGGCAUCUUGAGGAUGGCUAUGGAUGGGAAGAUUUCUCAUUCUAUGUGAAUGAGCACGCCAUCUCUGGCCAUAUGCUUUGCAAUUUUGGAGCAGUCAUCAGCUAUCAAACACAACAAUCUAAUACAUAUGGCUUCACUCACUUUCCAGUUUCAAUUGAUUAAAUUGGGGGUCUCCAAACUUUCUAAAGAGUGGGCCAGUUUAUUGUCUUUCAGACCUUAGGGGGGCCAGACUGUGUCCAUUGGGAGUCAAAAAGGUCCUGACGUUAGUGGGAAUAACCAAUGCUCGUUCUUUCAUGUCAAUGGGAGGAAUGGUGCCCUAUCGUUGGGUUCAUUGUGAGGAUUUGUGCCCCAUUGUUGGUAUCGGUGGAUGAAAUAGUGCCCCAAGGGCUGGAUAAAAGCAAGCAAAGGGCCGCAGUUUGGAGACCACUGGACUAAAUGAUGGAAAUUGAUCAAACAACGCUUUAGAAUAGCAUUGUUAAUUUGGUUUCCACCAUAAUUUUGUUAGUUUAUUGCUAGAAACUGGUAAAAUGGGGCCCAAAACAGGGCAUGUUAAGGAAUAUAACAUCAUCUUGAAUGGCAAUACACUAGGGCAGCACACCCAAUUUUCACCAUGCAUGUGAUUUUUGGCAUGUUGGGGUGUAUUCUGGUUGCCCAUUCAUUUCAAUAGGCUGCUUUAACAAGCCACAAAAAGUAAAUGGACCCCUUUAAAAAAUAAAAAAAAAGGAAGCGUGAACCUUGUAUUUUUAUUCAAAAAAACAAUAUGUAGCACUCUGUGCCAAAAUGCAAGCCUUUUAAACCAUGGCUAUUUAAGGUCAAUGGGCUUUAUUUCCUUGACCAACAAUAGGAUGAUAAAUCUGCAUAAUUAGCUCUGCCUAGUUGGCAGGGAGGUGAUCAUGAAGUAAUACAAGUUAAUCAGGAAAUAACUGAAUGAUCGUCUUGGCUGUGUAAAUCGCUAGACCGGAUGAGCAGAAUUGCAAAGUAUUUGGCAGGUGAAAUUCAAAUGUUUUUAGUGGUUUACCUGGAAUAGCACAAAUCUGAAAUAUAUUGCAAUUUUAAUUUAUAAAAAGACUUGAAUUUAUGUUUUCAUACAUUUUUCGACUGCGCUUCCCACAAAAAGGAGCAAAAAAAAAAAGUACACAGCUUCAUUAUAACACAUUUAAUGUAAAAUUUUAGUGCAAGUUCUCUAUUUUUGUGUAUUGAAAAUGUACAUCAGUGCAGCAAAACCAAUGUUAAAAUUGGUGUUUUACCCUACAAGAAUUUUUUUUCCUCCAAAUUUUUCAGUUCACAUAGAUAAAUAUCACAUAGGUUUGCACUUGUUAUUCUUGUAACAACUGUAUUUAAGGUGUCAUUCACACCAUACGUGCAGAAAAACUGAGGGAAAUUGACGCGCAGAUGCAGAGACAUAAGUUUUCAUGCUAAUGGUCCUUUCACGCGUCCGCUCCGCUCGUCCGUUUAUUACAAGUCCGUUUACUUGUAAAAAAAGACAUGAAAAUGCAUCCUUUUUGUUUUUUAUAGAUCUCUUCACACCACUGCGGUGCAGGUGCAAUGCAUUUUGAAAAGUCAAGCCUACUGCAUCUUUGGUGCAAUUUUUAAAACUGAUCAAAAACACAGCUCCCUAUUGAAUGGAAUAGAAAGGGUUUCAAAAAUGCGUUUUUGGUGUCACAUGUCCAUGUUUCACAAGUGCAUGAUGGGAGUCAGGCAUGCGUUCAAAAAGGCAUAUGCUUUUUUAAUGCAUUUGUUUUUUGUUUGUUUUUUGCACCCAAGGUGCCAACCUACAGUCAGGUUUUGUUUCCUAGGAAAAACUAGAAACUGGUAGCAAUGGAAACCUCCAUUUUUGCUCCAAAUUUUAUAUAUUACACUCAUAUUGUCAUAUUUUAUUGUGGCUGUUUUAUGGAGACUGAAAGUGGCACUGUUGUCUAUAGCAACCGUCUCCACAGAAGCAAGGUGUCUGGUUGCCAUAGCUAGGCAAUGGCUCCCUGUUUUCAUAAAUCCCUUUGUUUUAGGGAGGAAAUUUGGUUGCUAUGGCCAACGGUAGCUAUUACCUCACGUUUUAACAACCUGUAUACUGAACUCUGCAUUAUGGAUUUGGGCCUAGACAAACCCAAAGCCUGUGUGCUACAAUGCAUUAAGCGUGUGUUGUGGUGUGUACUUGUAUAUAUAUAUAGAGAUAAGUGAGCGUAUGCGCCUAUCUCCACACACAGCCCCCUCUCCCCUGUACAAACAGCCUGGGCCUGGAUAUUCCUGGGCUACCGAAGGCUGAGGGAAGCCAUUUUGAUGCGUGUAUUAUCAUUAUCGAUUUCUGUUCCUCCCUGUUUUCGUUGGGGGUCUUCUUGUUUUUUUUUUUUUCUUUGGAUUGUUAUUUUAUGGGGGGUUUUUAGAAUCAGGAUAUUUUUUUUUCCUUUCACAUUUAUUAAAAGGAAUCACUGAGAA
Rana temporaria (common frog) is the source of this 6806-nucleotide messenger RNA. It is a transcript of the gene PBX2, whose product is annotated as PBX homeobox 2. The record is from RefSeq and is a predicted model, not a curated record. NCBI's taxonomy places the organism in Eukaryota, Metazoa, Chordata, Amphibia, Anura, Ranidae. The coding region runs from base 322 to 1590 and encodes 422 amino acids. The transcript is spliced from 9 exons. Gene Ontology annotation, molecular function: DNA-binding transcription factor activity, RNA polymerase II-specific; RNA polymerase II cis-regulatory region sequence-specific DNA binding. Gene Ontology annotation, biological process: embryonic organ development; regulation of transcription by RNA polymerase II; brain development. Gene Ontology annotation, cellular component: nucleus.